Messenger RNA from Cydia pomonella (codling moth), 1236 nucleotides. RefSeq lists its product as uncharacterized. The coding region runs from base 568 to 1209 and encodes 213 amino acids. The transcript is spliced from 4 exons. Lineage: Eukaryota; Metazoa; Arthropoda; Insecta; Lepidoptera; Tortricidae. The record is from RefSeq and is a predicted model, not a curated record.
UAAAGUGAAAAUGAAGUCAUUUAAGUAUUUGUUAAUCUGUUCGAUUUUAACAUUGAUAAUCGCGGGUUGUGACACUGAAAUUAUAAGGGAAUCAACUUCCUUGAAGUAAGUACUUUUAGAGUGUUGAACGUUUCACCGGGUGUCUAUUACUGCUAAGUAUAAUAUCGGUCCAAAGAUGGUCUUCACAGGUAGCAAGCAAGUUUUAUAAUGAAACACUAUUCGGGCUUCAUAACAGUUUUGUCAAUGAGUAAUCAACCAAGUGACAUAAUGUUUUCAUCGUUUCUUUAUUACACAUAAAAAUGAAAAUUAAUAUUUCAUAAAAAAUUGGUACCGAGAAACCUUUGACAUGCCGACUAUUAGCGAUUAAACAGAAACAACGAAUCGUUAUUCUAGAAGUAUCAUGAAUAAUAGAUUAGUUAUAUGGAAAAUGAUCACGGUUACAUGAUAGCCGAAUGAUAUUUAAGAACCUUCUGCAAAAGCAAGAGAGUAUUAUCUCGUUGGAUUUUGAAUGAUAUUUCGUUCUUUAGAGGGAACAUUGAUGAGCAUUUCUAUGAUAAGACAGUAAAAAUGAAAUCCAUUAAAUGUAUGUUCAUAUGUUUGAUAUUCUCAUUGAUAGUAGCGAUUUGUGAAGCUAAAAUUAUAAGGGAAUUAUUUCCCUUAAGCUCAAAUAUUAUAAAAGCCAAUUCAAAAGAAGGUUCUUCCGAUAAGAUGAAUUCAAGUGCAUACAACUACGGAAGAACUCGAGCAGUGCAUGCACAAAGACCCAAUGUGGCCCCAAUUCGACCUCGCCAUCCAACUAGAUCUUCUGACUCUUCAAAAUCCCCAGCUCCAGCAACUACAUCUUGGAGAGAACCUAAACCAUCUCAACCUCAGCGCGAACUAAUAUUCACUUCGCCACAACGUAACAUGAGGGAAAAAUCUGGUACCGCGAAAGAUCACUCCAAGAAACGCCAUUCCAGAAAACGUCACCAUAAAAAUAACUCGAAGAGAACCCAGGGUUUAAGAAACCGACGACCAAAUGUCUUUCCAAUGCGACCACAUUUUACUACCGAAAAACCCACGGCUGUAUUCAGACGUCGUAAUCCAGCUUUCGCCAGGAGUUCCCAGCGAGAACAUACAUUCAUAUCAGUGCCGCGACACAUAAGAACAAGGCCUGCUACCGUCGAAGACGAAUCGAUAGAGGGUCACCCUAGACGAAUAACGUCCUAGCUCGGAACAGGUUUGUCUGGACGGAGG